This is a messenger RNA of Aspergillus eucalypticola CBS 122712, 327 nucleotides long. RefSeq names its product ankyrin repeat domain-containing protein. The annotation marks the transcript as partial. Lineage: Eukaryota; Fungi; Ascomycota; Eurotiomycetes; Eurotiales; Aspergillaceae. The record is from RefSeq and is a predicted model, not a curated record. The transcript has a single exon. Gene Ontology annotation, molecular function: protein binding.
GAUGCCGAAGCACAGGAUGGUAACGGGGAUACACCACUACACUUUGCGGCAGCCAGUGGUCGCAGGGGUCUCUUUGAGCUAUUUCUGGAGAAAUCUCCCGACAUCAAUAUUACUAACUUCUCGGGUGAAACUCCACUGCAUAAAGCAGUGCAACGGGGUCGUCGAAAGAUGGUGGAGUAUAUGCUGCAUAAUGGAGCGGACGUCAGCAUGCGCGAUGAUUAUCAGCGGACACCACUCCAUAAGGCCGUGGGGUCGGAGAACAACGUUAUGAGGUUAUUGGUCAAUCGGGGGGCGGAUGUUCAUGCCAGAGACAUGUUCGGCCAGACU